AUGCUUCUGUCUGAUGCUCCGAAAACGGACGUUAGAGGCAACCGAAACAUCACCGCAUGUCAUGCUAGUUAAAACAACACUUGGCAGCAGACAUGAAUACUUUGGAGCGAAAGUUGGACAAACGUUCGAAGAAAGAUUCCGAAGACGCCAUUGUGGGAAAGAGAAUCCGUGUUGCCAAACGUCUGUGGGAGGAUGAGGAUGAGGAUGACCCCCCUACUGCCGUGGCCACAGUCAGUGGAACCAAAGCUGCCAUUCACAAUCAAGGGGCGGAAAUCCUAGCUUCCUUGGAAGAACAAGCAGAAAAUAGUGACAACGAGCUCUCACUUGUACGUCAAGAAUUGCUUGAAAUAAAAAAAUUCAUCUUCACAGAGAUACCUCAGAUAAAAGAAAUGCUCAAUAGCUCCAUGCACCUCGGCAGUCCAGGGUCUCUCCCCAGCCCUUCAAACCCUGUUCAAAUAGAAGAAAUUGUCCCGGGUUCAGGUGUUUACGUACCGCGAAGUGUGUGGCGCUCUGCUUGCCAGGCAUCCAGUGGGACUUCAAUGGCAAGGAUUUUGCUGCUUGGGGUGUUUGACAUUGAAACACUCGUCAAAAGUAAUUUGAGAGGAGGGGAAUCCAAGGUUUCAAAGGGGGGAGAUGGGGAGAGAAGAAGCGGCCUGGAUGAAAUAAAAGUAAAAGCUAUAAUGGAUGCAGUUAUGUCAAAGCACUCGGCUGUUUCGACUGGCCAGAUCGGAACAGCCCUGAAUGGGAAGAUGGCAGAACUAAGACUGGCAAUGUUCAGGAAAAAUGUUACUUAAAAAUUUGUUAAAAUGAGAAAUGUGUUUCCCCAGUGAGUGAGUUUAGAAAUGUUUGAAAUGUUUGAAAAUGUAAUACUGAGGGAAAAAGGUGAGCACUUUGAAAAGGUUUUAAAAAGAAAAUAAAGUCUAAAGUUAAAUGAAGUAAAGUUUUUACUUGAA
Molecule: messenger RNA, 953 nt
Organism: Perca fluviatilis (European perch)
Lineage: Eukaryota; Metazoa; Chordata; Actinopteri; Perciformes; Percidae
Exons: 7
Coding region: 93-794 (233 amino acids)
Molecular function (GO): DNA binding
Source: RefSeq, a predicted model, not a curated record